GAAGAUUCGCAUUCUAUAACGUCCCCUUUCGAAAGUUUUUAUUUUCAUCAAAGUGAUGCAAUUUUCUGCUAGCUAUUUUCUCAAGGCAGAACAAACAUUCUUGAUUGAAAUUGUGUUUUAUUAGAGUUGGUUCUUAAGAAAUUAAAAUUUGAGUUUUGUAUUUCGUCAGUACAGUGUAAUCAAAGAUAUUCAGUGUAUAACCUCAGUGUACAUCAUAAGUAUUUGGAUAAAAAAUUUAAAGAAAGCAUGUCAUCAGGUGUUAUUCUGGCAGGUUUGGCUGUGGCUGCAAUUGGUUAUAGUGGACGAUUUAUUCUAAGAAAUUCCAAAGUAUGGGCUGAAGCAUUGGAGAAACAGAUGAAAGCUUUUCCUACACCAGCAGGUUUUGCAAAUAGCAAAUAUUAUAAAGGUGGUUUUGAAGAAAAAAUGACUCGAAGAGAAGCUGCCCUCAUCCUUGGAGUCAGCCCAUCUGCGAGCAAGAAUAAGAUUAAAGAUGCUCAUAAAAGAAUAAUGUUAUUAAAUCAUCCUGAUCGAGCAGGUGGUUCUCCAUACUUGGCUGCUAAAAUAAAUGAAGCAAAAGACAUGAUGGAUAAAAGUUGACAACUUCUUUGUACAUUUGUAUGAUCUAAUGUUUCAAUAAUUCAAAUUAUAACUGUAAAUGUAAUAUUAUUGUUAGUUCUUAGAGUAGAAUUAAUAAAGAUUUGUUAUUUUAACUUAUAAACUAAUAUUUUCUAGUGA
Uloborus diversus is the source of this 735-nucleotide messenger RNA. Its product is annotated as mitochondrial import inner membrane translocase subunit TIM14-like. Gene Ontology annotation, biological process: protein import into mitochondrial matrix. Bases 247 to 597 code for a protein of 116 amino acids. Gene Ontology annotation, cellular component: PAM complex, Tim23 associated import motor. The transcript has 7 exons. The record is from RefSeq and is a predicted model, not a curated record. Gene Ontology annotation, molecular function: ATPase activator activity. NCBI's taxonomy places the organism in Eukaryota, Metazoa, Arthropoda, Arachnida, Araneae, Uloboridae.